AUGAAUAUUGAGAUGUCCUCAACAACUGAUGAAAAUGAAGUCGAUAGUAUACGAGGCUGCUGUCUUUGGAAUACGUUCGGAUCAUGUACUUUCUACGGACAUACAAACGAAGAGUGCAGUUUGCCUGUGUUGGUUGCCGAUUUAACCGAUGACAUGACUGACUAUCUCCGACAUUUGAAUGUGAUAACACGCAGUCAGGUUAUGAAUAACCCUGUUUUGGAACGAGAUCUAAUUCUGAAUCGUCUAUGUCAACAUGUGGAUGUCGAAAAAGUUGAUCUUCAAAUCUGUCCUUUACAUCGAUAUACGUUUGGAAUUGGUUGGCGUAUUCAUAAUCGGUGCCAUCAUUCCGAUCACAAGGUUACUUUCCAAGAAUCUAAUCUAAGUGAACAGAAAAAGAGAAAAUCAAAGAGCAAACUACGCGUUGCAUCACUCAAUGUUGUUAAAAAGAUUUCCGGCUUUCCGUACGGUGGUAAAAUUUGUGACAUGCAUCGAAAGCAAACGUAUAAAAGUUCUUCUGUGAACAACAAUUUUGACGAAAAUUAUACGACCGACGAUGAAAGUGACGAUACAGAUUCUAUCUCAAGUUUUCAAUCGUUUGCGUUUGAUGAUGACAGUUCACGUGAUAAAGUUCAUAAUAUUUUAGUUGAGCUUGAUCAAUCACCUAUUAAAAGCCAAUCACGAAUACCAUUGGAAGAACAGACACCAGGAGCGCUUCGACGGCUAAUCGCAAAGCUACGUCAGACUGUUUCUGCGGCUGCAACAAUGGCUGCGUCGGCUAUUGCUCCAGGCCAGGCCGAUCAAUUAAUUGAUCUUGCUGGUCUUGAUGGUGUUGUUGCGCCACGAUCUCCAAUGAAUCAAAGCGAUACAGCAACAGAUGACAAUUUUCUCGCUCAUUUGAUUGGUAUGUAUCGUGAAUAUGAAGAGAAGCACUUUCCUUAUGACGAGAAAGUACGCUUACUGGCUUUAAUUCCAAAAAAUUGGAACCUAUCAACAGGUGAAAUCGCACGUCGUUUUGACUGUACUAUACAUGCUGUUAAAGCGUCCAGACGUUUAGUAGGUGCUACUACCACACCUUUGCACGUGGAAGAACGGCCUCGUAUCAUUCGACAACGCUUUGAACCGAAUCAAAUUGAUCAUUUCCUUACUUGGUUGAUUAGCACCAAUAUGUUAGUGUCGGUUGCCUGGGGUAGCACUUAUCUCAAAUUAGAAAACGGUAGUACUUUAAACAUACCUCGUCAAAUACUUCAAGCCAAACGAAGUCAUGCCAUACACCAAUACAAAAUACAUUGCUCUGAAGUUAAUUUUCAACCUUUAUCUGAUCGAAAACUGUUGUACUUAUUGGAAAGUAUUAAAACGCGUUCGCAAAAAGCUAUAUCUGGUAUGGAUGACUUUGCGAAAGCAGCAGCUGAAUCAUGGGAAAACUAUUUUAUUGGUACUUUAGGAUGCUUGCACGUCGGUUAUCUCUUCGACGAUAUUGAAAAUCUUAUUGAUCAGGAACCAGACGAGGAAAAUCGCAAUGAACUAAAAUAUGAUUUCGGUUUGGCAAUUGAACAUAUUUACGAAAUGUUCCGUCAUCGUAUUCGCACGGUACAGCAAGACUUGGUGAAAUCUAAGAUGCUUUCAUCAAUGCCAAAUACCACUGCUUUUCAUACGAUUGAUUGGGCACAAAAGAUUUUACCUCAGUGGUUUCGGGAAGGGCAAACUGCUUAUUUUGGCAAAAAAGGAAUGAGCGCUCUAGUAGGAUCUUUCAUAUUCUACGAUACAUCUAUGACGUUGAUUACGCGCACCUAUAUAUUAUGUCUCACACGUUGCGAUCAAACCGAACAAGCCACACUGAGUGGUGGGUUUUUAAUUCUUAAACAGUUUCAAAAUGACUAUCAGCACAUUAACUCUCUUGUAAAGCGUUCAGAUAACGCUAGUGUACUUGGUGGUCGUGCAACACCUGAAGGUGAAUGGUCUUUAUCGGAUUCGCUUGGAAUCAAAAUAAUUAUGCGUGAUUACUCAGAAGUGCAGGCAGGAAAAGAUAUAUGCGACCGAAUUGCUGGUGCAUCGAAAAUGCGCAUGAAGGCAUACUUACAUGCAGGAAAUGAUGUGGUGAAUGCUUCACAGAUAAAACGUGGAAUGGAAUAUUGUGGAGGUAUUAAGAAUGUAAAAGUUGCCGUCGGUGAAAUGAUCAACAAUGUAUGUGCGAUUGACAGUUAUCAUAUAGCCGAUAUCAGUAUGAUUCGCAAUAUUGUCUACAAUGAUUAUCAUAUGGUCCUGCGUAAAGCGUCUGAGAUCGGCCCAGGUCGUAUUCUUAAAUUCAAAGCUUUGAAUAUACCGAUCAAUAUGAAACUGAUUGAACCAUUUGAACCAUCCAAUUGCGAUAAUAAUAAUAAUAAUGUUCACGUACGAAACAGGCAACGAAAUGAUCGUAAUUAUACUUCAUUUUUCUUCUGCUCUAACGAUGCUUGUAUCGAGAGUUUUCAAUCGGAAGAUGAACUUCUUGUUCACGAGUCAAUUGGCCAACAUACGACCAAAGACAGUACACUAAGCGCCAAUGACACGGCUAAAGUUUUACUUUUUGAAAAAAUGCGUAGUGGCACUAGCCAUUUUCAAUUGGCUUCGCAAACGACUACAACAUCUAACUUACCGAAUUAUAUCCCAAAGCGCUUUUCAAUUUUUGAAAAACUCGGUUGGGGUUUGAGAAUUCGUAAACAGCCACAACGUAUUGACACAAGUAUCAAAGAGUUCAUACAAAACAUCUACGAAAAAGAGAUGCGCAAUGGACGAAAAAUCGUUCCUGAAGAAUACGUUCGUUUGAUUCGAUCAGCUCGUAAUAGUGACGGAACGAAAAGAUUUGCUAUUUCUCAAUAUAUAACAUCCACACAAGUACUCACACAGCUUCGACGAUUAGCGAACAGCAAAAAAUCGAAAAAAGAUCAUUCUGAUUUAAUGCCAUCUGAUUCAGCGAUCAAUACUGUGUCUCAUAGAUCUGAUAAAAAUUCGACUACCUCAUCAUCAAAACAUUCAUCUCAUUUGCAAAAUACAACAUCAGCAUCAAAUUCAAAGAAUAAUCAACAAUAUGAUUCAACUGAUAGUGAACUUGACGAUAACGACUUUGAUGCUAUCGAUAAUAUGGAACAAUUUGACAAUAUACGAGAACAAUUUGAUUAA
Messenger RNA from Adineta ricciae, 3156 nucleotides. The record is from the annotation of a GenBank genome assembly. NCBI's taxonomy places the organism in Eukaryota, Metazoa, Rotifera, Eurotatoria, Adinetida, Adinetidae.